Molecule: messenger RNA, 2366 nt
Organism: Brachypodium distachyon (stiff brome)
Lineage: Eukaryota; Viridiplantae; Streptophyta; Magnoliopsida; Poales; Poaceae
Product: C-terminal binding protein AN
Exons: 7
Coding region: 125-2047 (640 amino acids)
Biological process (GO): microtubule cytoskeleton organization
Molecular function (GO): NAD binding
Source: RefSeq, a predicted model, not a curated record
GUAAUCUCUCUCUCUUUUCUCUCCGCCUAAAGCAAAAGCCCCCGGCCGGAGCCGGAAGGAGCCCUGAGACCCCAACCAAAACCCACGCGCUCCACCCUCCCGAUCCGAGCGCGCAAUCCCCAGGAUGGCUCACUCGGGGGGCGGCGGAGGCGGAGGGCAGCCGCUGGUGGUGUCGCUCAACUGCCUGGACGACCCGUCGCUGGAGCAGGAGCUGCUGUCGGGCGUGGCGGGGGUGGAGCACGUCCCGCUCUCGGCCAUCACCUCGGGCCGCAUCGAGUCCGCCGCCGCCGUUCUGCUCCCGUCCCUCGCCUUCCUCCCUCGCGCCGCGCAGCGGCGCCUCCGGCCCUGGCAGCUCCUGCUCUGCCUCGGCUCCCCGGACCGCGCGGCCGACGCGGCCGCCGCCGCCGACCUGGGCCUCCGCCUCGUCCACGUCGACGCCAACCGGGCCGAGGAGGUCGCCGACACCGUCAUGGCGCUCUUCCUCGGCCUGCUCCGCCGGACACACCUGCUGUCGCGCCACGUCUCGUCGGCCCCCGCCGCAGUCGCCGCCGGCUGCCUCGGCUCCGUCCAGCCGCUGUGCCGCGGCAUGCGCCGCUGCCGCGGCCUCGUGCUCGGCAUCGUCGGGCGGUCCGCCGCCGCGCGCUGCCUCGCCACCCGCAGCCUCGCCUUCCAGAUGAGCGUCCUCUACUUCGACCCGCGCUAUGACUAUGAGGCCAAAGGGAAAACAAGACGUCCUUCCAUUGUAUUUCCUGCUGCUGCCAGGAGAAUGGAUACUCUCAAUGAUUUAUUAGUGGCAAGCGAUCUUGUUUCACUGCAUUGUGCAUUAACCAAUGACACCAUGCAUAUACUUAACGCAGACUGCCUGCAACACGUUAAGCCUGGAUCAUUCAUUGUCAAUACUGGCAGUUGCCAACUUAUAGACGAUUGUGCACUCAAACAGCUCUUGAUUGAUGGUACCAUAGCUGGUUGCGCACUGGAUGGUGUUGAAGGCCCACAAUGGAUGGAAGCAUGGGUGCGGGAGAUGCCAAAUGUUCUAAUUCUUCCUCGAAGUGCAGACUAUAGUGAAGAAGUGUGGAUGGAAAUAAGAGAGAAAGCAAUCACGAUAUUACAGUCCUUUUUCUCUGACGGUGUUGUUCCAAAUAGCUCAAUUUCCGAUGAAGAUGAGGAAAUUAGUGAAGCUGGAAAUGAAGAUGAUCAACUAGACACAGGAACAAAAGACAGUUAUUCACAGGUUUUUGAUGGUGAACAGCAGACAGAUGAAAGCCAUGUUACCCCCGAGUACGAAAAGAAAAGAGCAGCAUCCCAGUACAAAGAACCUCAAGCUUCAGGGCAAUCUCAAAAUAGUGGCUCCCGAACAGAAGGAAGGCGCAGUCGUUCUGGAAAGAAAGGGAAAAAAAGACCUGCUCACCGCAGAUCUCAACAGAAAAUGGAUGACUUGUCUGCUGUAGAGAGUGACAGUAAUUAUUCCUUACAUAGAGACGAUGACACUGCAAUGAGUGGUAGGGACCAGGUGUUAAGUUCAAGUUCACGGUUUGCUUCUCCAGAAGACUCAAAAUACAAGCAGAAAUCUCCUGCUGAAUCCCCAAUGGAAAUAACUUCCGUGAAGAAGUUGCCUGUAAUGCUCGGUAGAAAAUGUCCUGAUAAGCUAAAUGAUGGUUUUGUUGUUGCUUUAAGAGCAAAAGAUGAUUCGGGGUUCCAUGUUGCAAGACAGAGACUUGCUGGUGGUGGUGGUUGGAUCCUUGAUAUUGUGUCAAACGCUACACACAGGGACCCUGCUGCUCAGUUCCUUGUCACUUUCAGAAACAAGGAUACCAUGGGAUUGCGAUCCUUUGUUGCUGGUGGUAAACUAUUGCAGAUUAAUAGGAAAAUGGAGUUUGUGUUUGCAAGUCAUAGCUUUGACGUUUGGGAGGGCUGGAUGCUGGAAGGUUCCUUGACGGAGGGUUGCAGACUUAUCAACUGCAGAAAUUCAUCGGCUGUAUUGGACGUCUACAUCGAGAUCCUUGCAGCUGCGUCCGAAGAAGACGGAGUCACUCGGUGGCUAGAUUAGCCCCGGCCUGCUGGUAUCCAAGAAAUGAAACUGACUCCUUGUUGUUUGGUUUGGUUUGCUGCUAGUUCCGAUCCAGUUUUGUUUGUUAUUCCGCGAUGUAGUGAGCGACCCUGGACCCAAUAGGCGUGGAGCUGUGUUUGGCUGUAUUUGUCAUUAGGUAACUAGAUCUAGAUCUGAUCCCAAAAGGAAAAUGUAAGAUGGCAUUAUGAAUCGCUGCGACACUAGUCACACUACUGUAGCUUCAGGGCUGAGUUCUGCCUGUGUGUGUCGCACGCUGAAGUGUUCUCUUAGUCGAGUAAAUGCACGCAUUUCUAAAUCA